UCUUCCGGACCCGCAACGUUAUUUCCCGAUUAAGCGGAUUCUCCGCUGUAAUGACGUCGCUGGCCGUUGUGUAGAGUACAGUGUCCUACAGUCCACAGGCCCCGAAACCCGUAGUCUACAGAGCCCAUGGCCCUGAUCGUGAUACCACUUUGAAGUCAAUUGGGUACCUACCUGGCAGAGCACAUGCGCCGGUAAAACUCCGAGCUCGGGUGGCGAUGGCGGAUCGAUGGCGGAUGAGAGCGGGAAGGUACAUCCAUGAUCCAUCACGUCGGCCAGCAGUGUGUCGUGUAGAUUGUCUCCCCCAUUCCCGCAUCAACUUCUUUACACACUCAUCAACACCACUACCAAUCCAUCAACAAUGAAGUUCACUACCCUCCUCCUCUCCGCCAUCGUCCUCCUCGCGCCCUCGGCCGUGCACGCCGACGACACGCCGGCCCUGUUCGACCUAAGCAGCAGCACCGACGGCCUCGACGGUCUGGUCUGGAACAACGUGAUGUUCUCCGGCGGCAACGCCUAUGUCGGCAACGUGAAAUACGCUUCGUCCUCAGAGCCUCUGCUGCUAUCCGGCGGCUCCCCCAGCUACGGUAUCUCCUUCACGUCGUUCCACGCGACGCCGACGGGGUGGCGCACACUGUACGUAUUCGCGAACGCGAGCGCGCCGCUGGCGUUUACGACGCCGCACUCUGCGUCGAUCCCUGCGGGCGCGCAGACAGUUGGCUUCGGCAGCUGGGACGGGAAGUUUCAGCUCGACACUGGCAGCGGGCCCGCUGAGAUGUGGGUCGCCUGUAAGUCCCCCGAGACGGAGGCGUCGGGAAGUUGGAAGAUCAAUUGGGAUGGAAAUGGUACCCUGGCGAAGACGGAGGGGUGCAGUAGGGUUAGUUUGACUGUUGGUAAGGCGACGGAGUGUAGGUAUCCUCAGAGCGCGUAGAGCUCGUUGAGGGGGGAGUGUGAGUGGGAGUUUUGUUGGUGAGGUGGUAUGGAGGUGGGACGCGGUGGAUGGGAAUGCAGUG
Molecule: messenger RNA, 1010 nt
Organism: Tricharina praecox
Lineage: Eukaryota; Fungi; Ascomycota; Pezizomycetes; Pezizales; Pyronemataceae
Exons: 3
Coding region: 359-928 (189 amino acids)
Source: RefSeq, a predicted model, not a curated record